Molecule: messenger RNA, 24469 nt
Organism: Coregonus sp. 'balchen'
Lineage: Eukaryota; Metazoa; Chordata; Actinopteri; Salmoniformes; Salmonidae
Source: the annotation of a GenBank genome assembly
AUGGCGGAUGCUGCAGCCGAAUACGGCGUGAAAGUAAUGUGCCGAUUCAGGCCACUAAAUGAAUCCGAAAUAACAAGAGGAGACAAAUAUAUCCCCAAAUUUAAAGAAGACGACACCGUGGUUAUAACUGUAAGUGCUGCAUCUAAUAGUUAAUUUAUCUGCUGUGUAGGUAAGUAUUGUUGCCUUAACUAGACAACUCGAACACCAGCAAAACGCGCAGAGGAAAUGUGCAAUGCAGUGAGCAUUUCCAAUACAGAGCGCCCAAUGCAUUGACUGAAUCUUUACACACAGCACAUUGAAUUGUAGCCUAUUGAAAAACAUUUUUAUGUGGUAACUUCCACAAACAUCGCAAAAAUGUUUGUGACCCUCUGCAGAGCAUUUGUUGGUAGCCUAUAUGUUUUGAUUGUGUUGCGCUGUAGCUUUCUCCAGCGGCAGCUGAUGGCCUCAGAUGGAGUAUUGGGAAUUGUUGCCGGAGAUAGACAGGGAGCUGUUGCCAGAGGGGCAGAUUGUGCUUUGACACUGCUGUGAUGCAGUAUUCACUCUGCUGAGAUAGCAGAUUCCAGGUGGCUAACAUUCUGUUCUUCUCUGUCUAAGCUCUGUCACCUGUGGUGAAUGCAAGCUGAGCUGCACUCAUAAUAGGACAAUUAACAACAUGGAAAUAAGGCAUUUCCUCUCAUUCUACUAACUAUAAAGCACACAUAGCCUAUACCUUGAAUGUAUUAAUUGGAUUGAAUCUAAUAGGAUUUAUUUAAAGUUCCCAUUUUAAAAGUGGCAAGCCUGUUAAAUUGAUGUACAGUAGUUGGAUAACUGGCUUGGCUUGAAUGAUUCAGGUUUUCAGCUGGUGGCAAGGGAGACAUCUGCACUUCUCCAGUGGUGGACACCCCUUCAAAUUAGUGGAUUCGGCUAUUUCAGCCACACCCGUUGCUGACAGGUGUAUAAAAUCGAGCACACAGCCAUGCAAUCUCCAUAGACAGCUCAGUGACUUUCAACGUGGCUGAAGGUGGCAUCAUAGGAUGCCACCUUUCCUAUAAGUCCGUUCGUAAAAUUCCUGCCCUGUAAGUGCUGUUAUUAUGAAGUGGAAACAUCUAGGAGCAACAAGGGCUCAGCCACGAAGUGGUAGGCCACACAAGCUCACAGAACGGGACCACCAAGUGCUAAAUCGAAUAGCAUGUAAAAAAUAGUCUGUACUCUGUUGCAACACUCACUACCGAGUUCCAAACUGCCUCUGGAAGCAACAUCAGCACAAGAACUGUUCAUCAUGAAAUGGGUUUCCAUGGCCGAGCAGCUGCACACAAGCCUAAAAUUAACAUCUGCAUUGCUAAGCGUCGGCUGGAGUGGUGUAAAGCUCACCGCCAUUGGACUCUGGAGCAGUGUUCUCUGGAGUGAUGAAUCAAGCUUCACCAUCUGGCAGUCCGAUGGACGAAUCUGGGUUUGGCGAAUGCCAGAAGAACGCUGCCUGCCCGAAUGCAUAGUGCCAACUGUAAAGUUUGGUGGAGGAGGAAUAAUGGUCUGGGGCUGUUUGUCAUUGGUCGGGCUAGGCCCCUUAGUUCCAGUGAAGGGAAAUCUUAAUGCUACAGCAUACAAUGACAUUCUAAACGAUUCUGUACUUCCAACUUUGUGGCAACAGUUUGGGGAAGGCCCUUUCCUGUUUCAGCAUGACAAUGCUCCGUGCACAAAGCGAGGUCCAUACAGAAAUGGUUUGUCGAGAUCGGUGUGGAAGAACUUGACUGGCCUGCACAGAGCCCUGACCUCAACCCCAUCGAACAUCUUUGGGAUGAAUUGGAACACCGACUGCAAGCCAGGCCUAAUCGCCCAACAUUAGUGCCCGACCUCACUAAUGCUCUUGUGGCUAAAUGGAAGCAAGUCCCCGCAGCAAUGUUCCAACAUCUAGUGGAAAGCCUUCCCAGAAGAGUGGAGGCUGUUAUAGCAGCAAAGGGGGGACCAACUCCAUAUUAAUGCCCGUGAUUUUGAAACGAGAUGGUUGACGAGCAGGUGUCCACAUACCUUUGGUCAUGUAGUACAGUUCUAAUCUAGAUCUUUUGUAAGAAUCUAAAGGUCUUAUUUUGCGUGCUCCGUUGUAUUAGAAUGAGGUCUUGUGUACAGAAAGCCUACACAGUUAUCAUCACAAUAGCUUGUCUCUCUGUUAACAGUAUCUGACUACAGGCUGCUCCCCUUGCUCAACAGCCGUUCAGCGUUCAUGUAUUAUUCAUAAGGUUGUAUGCCAUCAUAAAGAAACAUUGUGUCAGUGUGUGUUAAGGAAGUCCACUGUAUACCACAUAUUUACCUAAUAUAAUAUGAAAUUGAGGCCUAAUGCAGUUGUGUAUUAUGAAGGCCUAUGAGAUCUCGCGUCAAUCACUUUUGUUCCAGAGAAAGAACAGAAGCCUCUGUUUAAAGCAGGAGGCCUACUAGCUGGUACAGACAUCUCUUCAUUCUCCUGUAGCCUGCAGACAGCUCAGCUGGUACAGACAUCUCCUCCCUCAUUCAGCUGCUGACAGGCUGGUUGUCAAGUGAGGGAAGCCUUGUCCUGUGUUGUGUCCGUCACCGUAGACCAGGCUGGAUCGUGUUGAUUAAACCUGCUGCUUGUAGCUCUAUUGUAAUUGUCUCACAAGCUCUGCUGCUGAUUAUUGAUUACCAUUUACAAGCUCUGCUAUUAAUGAUUGAUUGCCAUUCAAAAGCUCUGCUACUGAUUAUUGAUUACCAUUCACAAACUGCUAUUGAUGAUUGAUUACCAUUCACAACCUCUGCUAUUGAUUAUUCAUUACCAUUCACAAGCUGUACUAUUGAUUAUUCAUUACCAUUCACAAGCGCUGCUAUUAAUUAUUGAUUACCAUUCACAAACUCUGCUAUUGAUUAUUGAUUACCAUUCACAAGCUGUACUAUUAAUUAUUAAUUACCAUUCACAAACUCUGCUAUUGAUUAUUCAUUACCAUUCACAAGCGCUGCUAUUAAUUAUUGAUUACCAUUCACAAACUCUGCUAUUGAUUAUUCAUUACCAUUCACAAGCUGUACUAUUAAUUAUUCAUUACCAUUCACAAACUCUGCUAUUGAUUAUUGAUUACCAUUCACAAACUGCUAUUGAUUAUUGAUUACCAUUCACAUCCUCUGCUAUUGAUUAUUGAGUACCAUUCACAAGCACUGCUAUUGAUUAGUGAGUACCAUUCACAAUCGCUGCUAUGGAUUAUUGAGUACCAUUCACAUAAUGUUGUUGCUCCCAUUUACCCAUCCCUCUUUCCCAUAGAGCUCUGUAGUCACUGUGCAUCUCUUUUGUCUGUUGUGGACAGGGUAAACCAUAUGUCUUUGACCGCGUCCUGCCUCCCAACACAGCCCAGGAGCAGGUCUACGAUGCCUGUGCCAAACAGAUUGUUAAAGGUAGGCGAACCCUAAACAGAUUGCUAAAGGUAGGCUAGCCCUAAACAGAUUGCUAAAGGUAGGCUAGCCCUACCAGCUGGUGAGUCCUUACCCUUGUGGAAUACGUGUUAUUAUGUCUGAUCCACAUUCCUUGUGUACAGUGCAUUCUGAAAGUAUUCAGACCCCUUGACCUUUUCCACAUUUUGUUAUGUUACAGCCUUAUUCUAAAAUGGAUUAAAUAAAAAUGUUUCCUCAUCAAUCUACACAGAAUACCCCAUAAUGAUAAAGCGAAAACAGGUUUUUCUAAAUUUUAGCAAAUUUAUUACAAAUAAAAAAACAGAAAUACCUUAUUUACAUAAGUAUUCAGACCCUUUGCUAUGAGACUCGAAAUUGAGCUCAGGUUCAUCCUGUUUCCAUUGAUCAUCCUUGAGAUGUUUCUACAACUUGAUUGGAGUCCACCUGUGGUAAAUUCAAUUGAUUGGACAUGAUUUGGAAAGGCACACACCAGUAUAUAUACGUUCCCACAGUUGACGUUGCAUGUCAGAGCAAAAACCAAGCCAUGAGGUCGAAGGAAUUGUCCCUAGAGCUCCGAGACAGGAUUGUGUCGAGGCACAGAUCUGUGGAAGGGUACCAAACAAUUUCUGCAGCAUUGAAGGUCCCCAAGAACACAGUGGCCUCCAUCAUUCUUAAAUGGAAGAAGUUUGGAACCCCCAAGACUCUUCUUAGAGCUGGCUGUCCGGCCAAACUGAGAAAUCAGGAGAGAAGGGCCUUGGUCAGGGAGGUGACCAAAAACCAGAUGGUCACUCUGACAGAGCGCCAGAGUUCCUCUGCGGAGAUGGGAGAACCUUCCAGAAGGACAACCAUCUCUGCAGCACUCCACCAAUCAGGCCUUUAUUGUGGAGUGGCCAGACGAAAGCCACUCUUCAGUAAAAGGCACAUGACAGCCCAGUUGGAGUUUGCCAAAAGGCACCUAAAGACACGAUUCUCUGGUCUGAUGAAACCAAGAUUGAACUCUUUGGCCCGAAUGCCAAGCGUCACAUCUGGAGGAAACUUGGCACCAUCUCUACGGUGAAGCAUGAUGGUGGCAGCAUCAUACAGUGGGGGAUGUUUUUCAGUGGCAGGUAUUGGCGAUUAGUCAGGAUCGAGGGAUAGAUGAAUGGAGCAAAGUACAGAGAGAUCCUUGAUGAAAACCUGCUCCAGAGCGCUCAGGACCUCCGACUGGGGCUAAGGUUCACCUUCCAACAGGACAACGACCCUAAGCACACAGCCAAGACAAUGCAGGAGUGGCUUCGGGACAACAUUUACAUUUUAGUCAUUUAGCAGACGUUCUAAUCCAGAGCGAUUAGGGUUAAGUGCCUUGCUUAAGGGCACAUCGACAGAUUUUUCACCUAGUCGGCUCGGGGAUUAGAACCAGCGACCUUUCGAUUACUGGCACAACGCUCUUACCCACUAAGCUACCAAGUCUCUGAAUGUCCUUGAGUGGCACAGCCAGAGGCCAAACUUGAACCCGAUGGAUCAUCUCUGGAGAGACCUGAAAAUAACUGUGCAGUGAUGCUCCCUAUCCAAACUGACAGAGCUUGAGAGUAUCUGCAGAGAAGAAUGGGAGAAACUCCCCAAAUACAGGUGUGCCAAGCUUUUAGCAUCAUACCCAACGGGCUCGGGAGGCAAAUGUUGAGUCAUGUGUCCUCCGAAACAUGACCCGCCAAACCGCGCUUCUUAACACCUGCCCGCUUAACCCGGAAGCCAGCUGCACCAAUGUGUUGGAGGAAACACAGUACAACUGCCGACCGGGGUCAGCGUGCAGGCGCCCGGCCCGCCACAAGGAGUCGCUAGAGCGCAAUGAGCCAAGUUAAACCCCCACCGGCCGAACCCUCUCCUAACCCAGACGACGCUGGGCCAAUUGUGCGCCGACCUAUGGGACUCCCGAUCACGGCCGGUUGUGAUACAGUCCGGGAUCGAACCCGGGUCUGUAGUGACGCCUCACUGCGAUGCCUUUGACCACUGUGCCACUCGGGAGGCCUCCGUUUUUUAUUUUUAAUAAAUGUGCAAAAAUCUCUAAAAACCUGUUUUUGCUUUGUCAUUAUGGGGUAUUGUGUGUAGAUUGAUGAGAAAAAACAAUUGAAUCCAUUUUAGAAAAAGGAUGUAACGGAACAAAAUGUGGAAAAAGUCAAGGGGUCUGAAUACUUUCCGAAUGCACUGUAUGUGUGGUGUCCGGCGGGUCGGAAAAAAACACAAGACCGCAAAAAUACCAAUGUUUUGUUUCACAAAGGACAAAUAAAGUUUAACAGUAUUGUAUUGUAUUCACACAGACGUCCUGGGAGGAUACAAUGGAACCAUCUUUGCCUAUGGACAGACCUCCUCGGGGAAGACCCACACCAUGGAGGUCAGCGUGAUUCUCUGUAGUAAUAGUACCUGCGUAAAUGAAGAGAAAUAUGAAAUAUUUGAUCUAUACUAUAUGUUGUAGGUAUGCUAUGCCCUAAGAACACGGCACCAAGUCUACUGCACUCAUUAUUCUCAGACAGUUCAGCAGAGCGGUUUCUGACAUGAUAUUUCACUGGAAGUCAGUCCAGCCUUUCUAAGAGCAUUAAAACCCAUCAGAUCAGUUAGUGAGGCAGACAUACAUAACGUGAUUUAAUUACUCUCUGAGACUGAAUUGAUUUAGGAUGAGAUUAUGGUACUGUAGUGUGAGUGAUUAGAAGAACUGGGCCCCCCAACGCUAUAGGUUGCAUUUGUCCUCGGGCAAUGAAUUACUUUUUAUUAAAGUGGCAAGGAUCAGCUAAAGCCAGCAGUAGAUAGAGUACAGUAUAUAGAACAGCUGCUUCUUGGGGUAUAGAUGUAUAUUAUAUAGAACUGCUGUAGAUAUUCAGUGUAUAUAGAACAGCUGCUUCUUGGGGUAUAGAUGUAUAUUAUAUAGAACUGCUGUAGAUAUUCAGUGUAUAUAGAACAGCUGGCUAUAAGGGAUGUUUUCCGGACCCCCAGACUAUUUAGUGAUAAUAAUCAGUAUUGAGUGUGAUGUGAUUUAUUUUUCCUCAUCGCAGGGCAAGCUCCAUGACCCACAGCUGAUGGGCAUCAUCCCACGCAUCGCUCACGACAUCUUUGAUCACAUCUACUCCAUGGACGAGAACCUUGAGUUCCACAUCAAGGUAUUAAAUUGUUCAAUUCAACUUUAUUUAUCCCCUCGGGGGCCAUUAAGAAAGGCAAAGUCAGUCUACAAGUAUCAAAUCAAUUUCAACACGAUGUCUGAUCAUCAAAAUGUACAAAAAGAGGAAUGAAUCCAAAACUGAAACAGUGUGGUGGUUUCCAUCCCCUCCAGUAUUCUCAUGUUGAUACCUACACACCUGGAACAUACACUAUUUGGUGUAAAGGACCUUUAAAGAUCGCAGGCGGCUUCCUACCAUUUCUAUGGUCAUCAAAAUAUACACUGUAUUGAUUCCUGUUUUCUUGUGCAGGUCUCGUAUUUUGAAAUCUACCUGGACAAGAUCCGAGACUUACUAGAUGGUAAGAAGACCUCAUGUUCUGUUGGAUGGACUUCAAAAAGAGAAGUCUUUUGAAGAUGAACAGAGAUCAUUUUAGACAGAUCAUAACGGGGGGCGGCAGGUAGCCUAGCAGUUAAGUGCGUUGGGCCAGGAACCGAAAGGUCGCUGGUUCGAAUCCCAGAGGUGGCGAGUUUGAAAAAUCUGCCGUUCUGCCCUUGAGCAAGGCAGUUAACCCCCAACAACAACUGCCCCCCCCCGCACCUCUCUGAUUCAGACACAUUUCAGUUGUACAACUGACUAGGUAUCCUUUUCUAACGACUCACUUUCCUCUUUUCCAGUGUCGAAGACCAACCUGGCUGUGCAUGAGGACAAGAACAGAGUUCCCUAUGUCAAGGUGAGCAGUACAGAUGGUUGGGUAACACAUUCUGCAGGUAUAAUGCUUUAUUACUUGUCAUAAGCAUGUAUCAGCCUUUUAUAAUGUCUUAUUAUGAGGCUUAUAUGUUAUAGCAAUCAGAAAAGGCACCAACCUGUUAAAGCUGUGAUGAUGUGAUCCUGUCCCAGGGUUGUACAGAGCGCUUUGUAUCCAGUCCAGAGGAGGUCAUGGAUGUCAUUGAUGAGGGAAAGGCCAACCGGCACGUGGCUGUAACAAGUAUGUUGUGUGUUUCUUCAAUCAAUCAAUCACAUUUAUUUAUGAAGCCCUUCUUAGAUCAAUAGUUGUGUAAAAGUGUUUAACAGUAUCCCGACCUAGAAGGGUGUAUCAUUGCUAUUAUAAGAUGUACUUCUUCUAUAAUAUAUACUUAUUCUAUAAGAUAUACUUCUUCUAUAAUAUAUAAAUGACUUAUUCUAUAAUAUAUACUUCUUCUAUAAGAUAUACUUCUUCUAUAAUAUAUACUUAUUCUAUAAGAUAUACUUCUUCUAUAAGAUAUACUUCUUCUAUAAUAUAUACUUCUUCUAUAAGAUAUACUUCUUCUAUAAAAUAUACUUCUUCCAUAAGAUAUACUUCUUCUAUAAUAUAUACUUCUUCUAUAAUAUAUACUUAUUCUAUAAGAUAUACUUCUUCUAUAAUAUAUACUUCUUCUAUAAUAUAUACUUCUUCUAUAAGAUAUACUUCUUCAAUAAUAUAGACUUCUUCAAUAAUAUAUACUUCUUCAAUAAUAUAGACUUCUUCAAUAAUAUAUACUUCUUCUAUAAGAUAUACUUCUUCCAUAAGAUAUACUUCUUCAAUAAUAUAUACUUCUUCAAUAAUAUAUACUUCUUCUAUAAUAUAUACUUCUUCUAUAAGAUAUACUUAUUUUGUCCGUGUUCAUAGACAUGAAUGAGCACAGUUCCAGAAGCCACAGCAUCUUCCUGAUCAACAUCAAACAAGAGAAUGUGGAAACAGAGAAGAAACUGUCAGGGAAGUUAUACCUGGUGGAUCUGGCUGGUAGUGAGAAGGUAAAUCAGUAUGACGGUAAAGACAGACUCCAACAAACCACCAGAACUUUACAACUGUUUAUAACUUGUAUCACAACUGUGUUAUAACUCUAGGCUUGUCUGAUGAUGACGCCAAUGAACUGCCAUAACUUGUGUUAGAACUGUGCAAUGAUUGUGUUAUAAUGUGUUAUAACUCCCAGCUUGUCAGUCAGGCGUAAGAUGCUGAAGACAGACCCCCAACAAACGAAUUGUGAUAUGACUGUUAUAACUGUUUUAUAAUGUGUUAUAACUCCAGGCCUGUCAGUUAUAAGAUGCUGCAGCAUUGUGUGGCCUCUCUCCCCUGCUGACAGCCUUUUCUCUCUUUAAGGUCAGUAAGACAGGUGCUGAAGGAGCCGUGUUGGACGAAGCUAAAAAUAUCAAUAAGUCCCUCUCCGCUCUGGGGAAUGUCAUCUCUGCUCUGGCUGAGGGGACAGUGAGUUCUCUAUAUAUAUUACCCUUACCCUUCUCUCUUUAAUAUAGUGACAUCAGCAGGGAUUACUGAAUACUUUGCAUAUGUGAAAUUGAAAUAAUGCAAAAACAAUACAGUCGUGGUCAAAAGUUUUGAGAAUGACACAAGUAUUGGUCUUCACAAAGUUCGCUGCUUCAGUGUUUUUAGAUAUUUUUGUCAGAUGUUACUAUGGUAUACUGAAGUAUAAUUACAAGCAUUCCAUAAGUGUCAAAGGCUUUUAUUGACAAUGAUAUUAAGUUUAUGCAAAGAGUCAAUAUUUGCAGUGUUGACCCUUCUUUUUCAAGACCUCUGCAAUCCGCCCUGGCAUGCUGUCAAUUAACUUCUGAGCCACAUCCUGACUGAUGGCAGCCCAUUCUUGCAUAAUCAAUGCUUGGAGUUUGUCAGAAUUUGUGGGUUUUUGUUUGUUUGAGGAUUGACCACAAGUUCUCAAUGGGAUUAAGUUCUGGGGAGUUUCCUGGCCAUGGACCCAAAAUGUCUAUGUUUUGUUCCCCGAGCCACUUAGUUAUCACUUGUGCCUUAUGGCAAGGUGCUCCAUCAUGCUGGAAAAGGCAUUGUUCGUCACCAAACUGUUCUUGGAUGGUUGGGAGAAGUUGCUCUCGGAGGAUGUGUUGGUACCAUUCUUUAUUCGAAGCAACCCCACACAUGAAUGGUCUCAGGAUGCUUUACUGUUGGCAUGACACAGGACUGAUGGUAGCGCUCACCUUGUCUUCUGCCCCAAACAAUCGGAAAGGGGAUUCAUCAGAGAAAAUGACUUUACCCCAGUCCUCAGCAGUCCAAUCCCUGUACCUUUUGCAGAAUAUCAGUCUGUCGCUGAUGUUUUUCCUGGAGAGAAGUGGCACCAGGCACUCCUCCAAAAGUAUUCGCCUCACUGUGCGUGCAGAUGCACUCACACCUGCCUGCUGCCAUUCCUGAGCAAGCUGGUGGUGCCCCGAUCCCGCAGCUGAAUCAACUUUAGGAGACGGUCCUGGCGCUUGCUGGACUUUCUUGGGCGCCCUGAAGCCUUCUUCACAACAAUUGAACCUCUCUCCUUUAAGUUUUUGAUGAUAUGAUAAAUGGUUGAUUUAGGUGCAAUCUUACUAGCAGCAAUAUCCAUGCCUGUGAAGCCCUUUUUGUGCAAAGCAAUGAUGACGGUACGUGUUUCCUUGCAGGUAACCAUGGUUAACAGAGGAAGAACAAUGAUUUCAAGCACCACCCUCCUUUUAAAGCUUCCAGUCUGUUAUUCUAACUCAAUCAGCAUGACAGAGUGAUCUCCAGCCUUGUCCUAGUCAACACUCUCACCUGUGUUAACGAGAGAAUCACUGACAUGAUGUCAGCUGGUCCUUCUGUGGCAGGGCUGAAAUGCAGUGGAAAUGUUUUUUGGGGAUUAAGUUCAUUUUCAUGGCAAAGAGGGACUUUGCAAUUAAUUGCAAUUCAUCUGAUCACUCUUCAUAACAUUCUGGAGUAUAUGCAAAUUGCCAUCAUAAAAAUUGAGGCAGCAGACUUUGUGAAAAUUAAUAUUUGUGUCAUUCUCAAAACUUUUGACCACGACUGUAGACCAAAAUGUGCUUUUGCUGAAAAAAGUUCUGCAUCAGCAGUAAGGUCAUGUUUUACCUCUGAUCUGGCCCUGAUGGAUGCUGAUAGGCCCUGAUGGCUGACUGGUUAUCUAUGAGGCUGUCUGCUGAAAGGCCCUGAUGUCUGACUGGUUAUCUAUGAGGCUGUCUGCUGAAAGGCCCUGAUGGUUAAAUGAUGUGUUGUUUGUUUUCAGAAAACCCACGUCCCGUAUAGAGACAGCAAGAUGACUCGUAUCCUGCAGGACUCUCUAGGAGGGAACUGCAGGACUACCAUCAUCAUCUGUGCAUCUCCCUCUAUCUACAACGAGUGUGAGACCAAGUCCACCCUCAUGUUCGGACAGAGGUGGGUCAGCACCACUCUACAGUUUACCUAGUCUAGUGACAGACUGUUAACAUAAGUCUACCCUCAUGUUCAGACAGAGGUGAGCUGCACCAGACCCAGUUCCCCUAUUUUAUGUAAACAAUUAAAGGUUUCCCAUGGCAGAUGGGCCGUCGUUAAUCCAGCAGGAGACUGACAGUGACAGUUGAUGAUGAGUAGAGCUGGUGAUUACCCAGUGUAUUCCCUCCUGUUCAGUGCUUACUGAGGGGUUGCAGAACAAGCCUCUGCUCUAAGUCUUUAUCCAGAUGAUGAAGACAUUGUUCAUCCCUCUGACCUUUAGCUAAGUGUUACAUCCAUCCACUACCCUAAAUUCUGAUCCGUAGGGCUUUAUCCUGCCUCCUGGCUGGACAGCAACAGUAGCAUCAGUGGGAGUUAGCCUAGGCUGCUCUGUGUGUUAGAGAACACAGGGAACUUCCAGAACAUUCUGACUCUGCUGCCCUGCCAGAGAACACAGGGGACAUCCAGAACAUUCUGACUCUGCUGCCCUGCCAGAGAACACAGGGGACAUCCAGAACAUUCUGACUCUGCUGCCCUGCCAGAGAACACAGGGGACAUCCAGAACAUUCUGACUCUGCUGCCCUGCCAGAGAACACAGGGGACAUCCAGAACAUUCUGACUCUGCUGCCCUGCCAGAGAACACAGGGGACAUCCAGAACAUUCUGACUCUGCUGCCCUGCCAGAGAACACAGGGGACAUCCAGAACAUUCUGUCUGUGUUGCCCUGCCAGAGAACACAGGAAACUUCCAGAACAUUCUGACUCUGCUGCCCUGCCAGAGAACACCGGGGACAUCCAGAAUAUUCUGUCUGUGUUGCCCUGCCAGAGAACACAGGGGACAUCCAGAACAUUCUGUCUCUGUCGCCCUGCCAGAGAAAACAGGGUACAUCCAGAACAUUCUGUGGAGAGGAGCUGAUGGAGGUAGAACAGUAGGGGCUACAGAGCGAUGUGCUGUGCUGUGGUGCGCUCCACUGCUCUGCACUGCCUGCACCCAUGUGACCACCACUGCUGUCUGUGAGAAGAGGCUGAGAGGAGUUGGGCUUUACACGUCAGUCUACAGUACACGGCAGGGCUAAUUUGUCCCCGGUCACCUUCACAAGGGACAACUCCUGUCAUAUAUCUCAGACCAGUUACUAUAUGCAGCUAUCUGCCCACCCUGCUUCUUAUUGGAUCACCUCCUCCAGUUGUGUUGAUUCAAUGUUUAUCCCAUCUGUUCAGAGCUGUUCUGACAAAAUAUUAUAUUGUAGAUAAGUGAUGAGUAAAUGAAGCCACAAUGUCCUUUGGUGGAUGAAUUACAGCCCAUUUGCCAUGUACAAGUAGUGCUUUGCUGUAUAGGGAAUAGGGUGUGAUUAGGAAUCUGAGUGUGUGUGUCCCACCCUCCACACAGAGCCAAGACCAUCAAGAACACAGUGUCUGUGAACCUGGAGCUGACUGCUGAGGAGUGGAAGAAGAAGUACGAGAAGGAGAAGGAGAAGAACAAGAGUCUGAAGAACGUCAUCCACAGACUGGAGAUGGAGCUCAACCGUUGGAGGAACGGUGAGGGAGGGAGAUGGGGAGGUGGAGAGAGAGAGAGAGAGAGAGAGAGAGAGAGAGAGAGAGGGGUAAGAGAGAGAGAGAGAGGGGUAAGAGAGAGAGAAAGGGUGAGAGGAGCUCGACGCGGCAGAUAGCUCACUAGAGCCUCGUUCUCUCGAUGAUCCUCUCUCGCGCGUGUCUCGCUCUCUCUCGUACCUCUCGUCUCCUGCGCCGCUCUCUCUCUCUCCGCUCUAUCGACAGAGAGAGAGAAUUGAAACCUUCAUAUGAAAUAGAGCCAGACUGAGUUAGUGUUCCCAUGGUAGACAUUGAGUGAAUGAGUGCACAGUUCAGGGAGAAGGUUAGAGAAUCGGACCGCAGCUCAUGUCUGAUUAUAGACCCAGACAACCAGUGUUCUAACCAGUGCCCCCUACUUGUCUGUCCCUGUCUCAGGUGAGAACGUCCCUGAGGAGGAGCAGCUGAGUGCUAAGGAGCAGAAGCACCUGGAGCCGUGUGACAACACUCCCAUCAUAGAUAACAUGGCUCCAGCUAACGGCCUGGUCCUGGUCGUCUCCACCGAGGAGAAGAGCAAGUACGAAGAGGACAUCAGCAAUCUGUACAAACAACUGGACGACAAGGUCAACCAGGGAAAUCUAAGCAGACUAGAUUAGAGAACUGAGUCAAUUCAUUUUGGAGCAUACAAUCUCAACAUACAUAAAGAAUAACAGACAUUAAAACACAUGCAUCAACAUUAAAUGGUAGGCUAGAUUGGGCAGGAGUAGGAAGGGGUUGGAUUUUUAAAGUCAAAUCAAUGUUUCCAACUAUAUUGUAAAUGAAAUGUAAAUUGUUGCUUGUUUUGUUUGUGUCCCACAGGAUGAUGAGAUCAACCAGCAGAGCCAGCUGGCGGAGAAACUCAAGGAACAGAUGUUGGACCAGGAUGAGGUGACCAAUCAUGAACAACCUUAUUUUCUCAUCUUAAAGGGCAAUGUCACUCAAAAACUUGAUUUUGAUACAGUACCAAAAUGUUUUGCAUGUCAGCAGUCAAGUUGUUAAGAUAUUGGACUUUCAAGAAGAAUAGUGUCUCCUGCCACAUCAUGAUGAUGAGGUGUUUUGCAUCAUCAUGAAAAUGUGGCUGGAGACACUUUUCUUCUUAAAAGUCCAAUGUCUUGAUGAUGCUUUCAAAUGGAUGAUAUACAUCUAAGGGGGAUUCAACCAGGUUACAUGGUGUGAAUUUGUCUGUGUGUGUUCCCUUUUCCGUGUGUGUGUGUGUGUGUGUGUGUGUGUGUGUGCGUGUGUGUGUCCAUGUGGGUCUCUCCUCAGCUGCUGGCGUCGACGAGAAGGGACUAUGAGAAGAUCCAUGAGGAUCUGUCUCGUCUGCAGACGGAGAACGAGGCUGCCAAGGAGGAGGUGAAGGAGAACAUUAUGAAUGAAUCCACAUUAUUAUUAUAGAAUUAUAAAUUAUUGUAUCAUUAUUAUGUUCUUAUUAUUCUAGGUGAAGGAGGUGCUGCAGGCGUUGGAGGAGCUGGCUGUGAACUACGACCAGAAGAGCCAGGAGGUGGAGAACAGGAGCCAGGCCAACGAACAGCUGCAGGAUGAGCUGCAGCAGAAGACUGUGGGUCUAUGGGCAUGAUGGGUGGGAUAGAGAGGUCUAUGGGCAUGAUGGGUGGGAUAGAGAGGUCUAUGGGCAUGAUGGGUGGGAUAGAGAGGUCUAUGGGCAUGAUGGGUGGGAUAGAGAGGUCUAUGGGCAUGAUGGGUGGGAUAGAGAGGUCUAUGGGCAUGAUGGGUGGGAUAGAGAGGUCUAUGGGCAUGAUGGGUGGGAUAGAGAGGUCUAUGGGCAUGAUGGGUGGGAUAGAGAGGUCUAGAGCAGUUCAGCCAUAGCUUAUUUUUUGGUUUACCGUACCCCUAAUGACAUUUUGUUCUACCGAGGUACCCCUUAAUGUGUGAGUGAUCUAUAUACAGUACCAGUCAAAAGUUUGGACACACCUACUCAUUCAAGGGUUUUUCUUUAUUUUUACUAUUUUCUACAUUGUAGCAUAAUAGUGAAGACAUCAAAACUAUGAAAUAACACACAUGGAAUCAUGUAGUAACCAAAAAAGUGUUUAAAAAAUCUAAAUAUAUUUGAGAUAUUCUUCAAAGUAGCCACCCUUUGCCUUGAUGACAGUUUUGCACACUCUUGGCAUUCUCCCAACCAGCUUCAUGAGGAAUGCUUUUCCAACAGUCUUGAAGCAGUUCCCACAUAUGUUGAGCACUUGUUGGAUGCUUUUCCUUCACUCUGCUGUCCGACUCAUCCCAAACCAUCUCAAUUGGGUUGAGGUCAGGUGAUUGCGGAGGCCAGGUCAUUCAAGGCACACUUAACCAGUGUGUCAUUGUCCUGUUGAAAAACAAAUGAUAGUCCCACUAAGCGCAAACCAGAUGGGAUGGUGUAUUGCUGCAGAAUGGUGUGGUAGCCAUGCUGGUUAAGUGUGCCUUGAAUUCUAAAUAAAUCACUGACAGUGUCACCAGCAAAGCACCAUCACACCUCCUCCUCCAUGCUUCAUGGUGGGAACCACACAUGCGGAGAUCAUCUGUUCACCUACUCUGCGUCUCACAAAGACACAGCGAUUGGAACCAAUAAUCUCAAAUUUGGACUCAUCAGACCAAAGGACAGAUUUCCACCGGUCUAAUGUCCAUUGCUCGUGUUUCUUGGCCCAAGCAAGUCUCUUCUUAUUAUUGGUGUCCUUUAGUAGUGGUUUCUUUGCAGUGACCAUGAAGGCCUGAUUCAUGCAGUCUCCUCUGAACAGUUGAUGUUGAGAUGUGUCUCUUACUUGAAUUCUGUGAAGCAUUUAUUUGGGCUGCAAUUUCUGAGGUGUAGUUAACUCUAAUGAACAUAUCCUCUGCAGCAGAGGUAACUCUGGGUCUUCCUUUCCUGUGGCGGUCCUCAUGAGAGACAGUUUCAUCAUAGCGCUUGAUGGUUUUUGCGACUGCACUUGAAGAAACUUUCAAAGUUCUUGAGAUUUUCCGGAUUGACUGACCUUCAUGUCUUUAAAGUAAUGAUGGACUGUCAUUUCUCUUUGCUUAUUUGAGCUGUUCUGGCCAUAAUAUGGACUUGGUCUUUUACCAAAUAGGGCUAUCUUCAGUAUACCACCCCUACCUUGUCACAAGACAAUUGAUUGGCUCAAACGCAUUAAGAAGGAAAGAAAUUCCAAAAAUUAACUUUUAACAUGGCACAUCUGUUAAUUGAAAUGCAUUCCAGGUGACUACCUCAUGAAGCUGGUUGAGAGAAUGCCAAGAGUGCUCAAAGCUGUCAUCAAGUCCCAGAAACCCUAGACCCAUGUCACGAUCGUCUGAUGAAUGAACGGACCAAAGCGCAGCGCGUUGAGUGAACAUGAUAACUUUAAUAAAGUAAAGCACGUAAAUACAAAACAAACGACGAUUCGUGAAGUCCUCUGCUAAACUGACAGAAACGGAACAAUAACCCACAAUGCCCACAAGAACACAUACCGAAUAAAUAUGGCUCCCAAUCAGAGAUAACGAGCCGACAGCUGACACUCGUUACCUCCGAUUGGGAGUCAUAUGACUAAUCAACAUAAUUACAACACUUUGACACCCAACAUAGAACCAAACCACAUAGACUGCACACACCCUGGCUCAACAUAAUGAGUCCCAGAACCAGGGUGUGACAGUACCCCCCCCUAAAGGCGCGGACUGCGACCGCGCCUCAAACCCCCCAAACAGGGGAGGGCUGGGCGGGCAUACCUCCUCGGUGGCGGUUCUGGCUCCGGCCUAGACCACCACCCCACCAUCGUCACUACCCGCUUACGUAGGUUCCUCCAAACGACCCCCACCGGUUUAAGGGGCAGCACCGGACUAAGAGGCAGCACCGGACUAAGGGGCAGCACCGGACUAAGGGGCAGCACCGUACUAAGGGGCAGCACCGGACUAAGGGGCAGCACCGGACUAAGGGGCAGUACCGGACUAAGGGGCAGCACCAGGAUAAGGGGCAGCACCUGACUCAAUGGCGGAUCCUGGCUGGCUGGCUCUGGCGGAUCCUGGCUGGACGGCUCUGGCGGAUCCUGGCUGAACGGCUCAUGGCGGGCUGAAGGAUCUGGCUGCUCAUGGCUGGCCGACGGAUCUGGCUGCUCAUGGCUGGCCGACGGAUCUGGCUGCUCAUGGCUGGCCGACGGAUCUGGCUGCUCAUGGCUGGCCGACGGAUCUGGCUGCUCAUGGCUGGCUGACGGAUCUGGCUGCUCAUGGCAGGCUGACGGAUCAGGCUGAUCCUGUCUGGCCGAAGGCUCUGGCUGAUCCGGUCUGGCGGAAGGCUCUGGCUGAUCCGGUCUGGCGGACGGCUCUGGCUGAUCCGGUCUGACGGAAGGCUCUGGCUGCUCCUGUCUGGCGGAAGGCUCUGGCUGAUCCUGUCUGGCGGAAGGCUCUGGCUGAUCCUGUCUGGCGGAAGGCUCUGGCUGAUCCUGUCUGGCGGAAGGCUCUGGCUGAUCCUGUCUGGCGGAAGGCUCUGGCUGAUCCUGUCUGGCGGAAGGCUCUGGCUGAUCCUGUCUGGCGGAGAGCUCUAGCGGCUCCGGUCUGGCGGACGGCUCUGAAGGCUCAUGGCAGACGGGCGGCUUUGCAGGCUCAGUACAGACGGGCAGUUCAGACGGCGUUGGGCAGACGGACAGUUCAGACGGCGUUGGGCAGACGGGCAGUUCAGGCGCCGUUGGGCAGACGGGCAGUUCAGACGGCGUUGGGCAGACGGACAGUUCAGGCCCCGUUGGGCAGACGGACAGUUCAGGCCCCGUUGGGCAGACGGCAGCCUCUGGCCGUCUGAGGCGCACCGUAGGCCUGGUGCGUGGUGCCGGAACUGGAGGUACCGGGCUGAGUACACGCAUCUCAGGGCUAGUGCGGGGAGAAGCAACAGGGCAUGCUUGGCCCUGGGGACGCACAUAAGGCCUAGUGCGGAGAGCAGGAACAGGCCGGGCUGGGCUGGCGACGCGCACCGUAUCUCUGGUGCGAGAGGCCGGAACAGGCCGGGCUGGGCUGGCGACGCGCACCGUAUCCCUGGUGCGAGUGGCCGGAACAGGCCGGGCCGGGCUGGCGAAGCGCACCGUAUCCCUGGUGCGUGGAGUAGGAACAGGCCGGGCUGGGCUGGCGACGCGCACCGUAGGCUUCGUGUGAGGCUCAGGAACAGGCCGGGCUGGGCUGGCGACGCGCACCGUACACUUAGUGCGAGGGGCCGGAACAGGCCGUACCGUACUGGGGACACACACGACUGGCUGUACCUCGGGAUUAGGAACGGGCCGGACCGGACUGGUUACACACCCCAGUACCUCUCGCCGUGCCUCUACACCUUCCUUCCCUGCCUUUCCCAGUCGCCCCCUUAACCUGGUAGCCUCCUGAAUCCGUCCCUUCUCUGCCUCCGUCAGCCCCCUUAACCUGGUAGCCUUCUGACUCUGCCUUGUGGCAGCCUCCUGCUGCUCAGUCGCCCAAGCCAUGUGCCCCCCCCAAAAAACUUUUUGGGGUUGCCUCCCGUCCUUCCGACGAUGGCCCUGCUCCUCUCCUGCCAGGCUCUCCCCCUUCAUCGCCCUCCGGUACCGGACGGCCUCCUCCUGGGUAAUAUGUCCCCAGCCGAGGAGGACAUCCACCAACGUUCUCUCCUGACCCGGCGCCUCCUCCGAUGUCCAGACCCUUUGCUCCUGGACGCGCUGCUUGGUCUUUCUUUGGUGGGUUAUUCUGUCACGAUCGUCUGAUGAAUGAACGGACCAAAGCGCAGCGCGUUGAGUGAACAUGAUAACUUUAAUAAAGUAAAGCACGUAAAUACAAAACAAACGACGAUUCGUGAAGUCCUCUGCUAAACUGACAGAAACGGAACAAUAACCCACAAUGCCCACAAGAACACAUACCGAAUAAAUAUGGCUCCCAAUCAGAGAUAACGAGCCGACAGCUGACACUCGUUACCUCCGAUUGGGAGUCAUAUGACUAAUCAACAUAAUUACAACACUUUGACACCCAACAUAGAACCAAACCACAUAGACUGCACACACCCUGGCUCAACAUAAUGAGUCCCAGAACCAGGGUGUGACAACCCACUCCAAUUUGCAUACCGCCCCAACAGAUCCACAGAUGAUGCAAUCUCUAUCGCACUCCACACUGCCCUUUCCCACCUGGACAAGAGGAACACCUACGUGAGAAUGCUAUUCAUUGACUACAGCUCAGCAUUCAACACCAUAGUGCCCUCUAAGCUCAUCACUAAGCUAAGGAUCCUGGGACUAAACACCUCCCUCUGCAACUGGAUCCUGGACUUCCUGACGGGCCGCCCCCAGGUGGUAAGGGUAGGUAACAACACAUCUGCCACACUGAUCCUCAACACGGGGGCCCCUCAGGGGUGCGUGCUCAGUCCCCUCCUGUACUCUCUGUUCACCCAUGACUGCAUGGCCAGGCACGACUCCAACACCAUCAUUAAGUUUGCCGACGACACAACAGUGGUAGGCCUGAUCACCGACAACGAUGAGACAGCCUAUAGGGAGGAGGUCAGAGAUCUGGCCGUGUGGUGCCAGGACAACAACCUCUCCCUCAACGUGACCAAGACAAAGGAGAUGAUUGUGGACUACAGGAAAAAAAAGAGGACUGAGCACGCCCCCAUUCUCAUCGACGGGGCUGUAGUGGAACAGGUUGAGAGCUUCAAGUUCCUUGGUGUCCACAUCACCAACGAACUAUCAUGGUCCAAACACACCAAGACAGUCGUGAAGAGGGCACGACAAAGCCUAUUCCCCCUCAGGAGACUAAAAAUAUUUGGCAUGGGUCCUCAGAUCCUCAAAAAAUUCUACAGCUGCACCAUCGAGAGCAUCCUGACUGGUUGCAUCACCGCCUGGUAUGGCAACUGCUUGGCCUCUGACCGCAAGGCACUACAGAGGGUAGUGCGUACGGCCCAGUACAUCACUGGGGCAAAGCUCCCUGCCAUCCAGGACCUCUAUACCAGGCGGUGUCAGAGGAAGGCCCUCAAAAUUGUCAAAGACUCCAGCCACCCUAGUCAUAGACUGUUCUCUCUGCUACCGCACGGCAAGCGGUACCGGAGUGCCAAGUCUAGGUCCAAAAGACUUCUCAACAGCUUCUACCCCCCAAGCCAUAAGACUCCUGAACAGCUAAUCAUGGCUACCCGGACUAUUUGCACUGCCCCCCCCACCCCAUCCUUUUUACGCUGCUGCUACUCUGUUAAGUAUUUAUGCAUAGUCACUUUAACUCUACCCACAUGUACAUAUUACCUCAACUACCUCAACUAGCCGGUGCCCCCGCACAUUGACUAUGCAACGGUACCCCCCUGUAUAUAUAGCCUCCCUACUGUCACUUUAUUUUACUUCUGCUCUUUUUUUCUCAACACUUUUUUGUUGUUGUUUUAUUCUUACUUUUUUGUUUAAAAUAAAUGCACUGUUGGUUAAGGGCUGUAAGUAAGCAUUUCACUGUAAUGUCUGCACCUGUUGUAUUCGGCGCAUGUGACCAAUAAAUUUGAUUUGAAGUCAAAGGGUGGCUACUUUGAAGAAUCUCAAAUAUAAAAUAUAUUUUGAUUUGUUUAACACUUUUUUGGUUACUACAUGAUUCCAUAUGUGUUAUUUCAUAGUUUUGAUGUCUUCACCAUUAUUCUACAAUGUAGAAAAUAGUAAAAAUAAAGAAAAACCUUGGAAUGAGAAGGUGUGUCCAAACUUUUGACUGGUACUAUACCUAUGUUCUAAUGAGUCUUUCCCAGAUUCCCCUGUGGGUAGACCAGGUACUAGAACUGUAUAGAGGGCCCUUAAUGAUGGAGUGAUGUACAACUGCUCCAUGUAUCUGAUGUGUUCCCCAGACGGUCUUGUUGUCAGUUCAGAGGGAGCUGACCACGCUCCAGGAGCUCAGUGGACACCAGAAGAAGAGAGCUGCAGAGAUCCUCCACCUGCUGCUCAGAGACCUCAGUGAGAUAGGAGCCACCAUGGGCACCAGCGACAUCAAGGUGGUGAGGGGACCUACACAGCAGAUAUACAUAGACACACAUACAGUAGAAACAACACACACCAAACCAAAUACAAACAGUCCCAUUCACAACAGUCCUGUUAAUUUAACGGGUUGGAACAUCGUUCACCUACUGUAUGUAGCUAGCAAACCUCUCCACAACAUACAACAUGAGUCAGAGUUCAUGCCCUUUAGUUUACUAACAGUAUAUCUUCCUCCUAGACUGUUGUAAUCCUACUGUUCAUCCUCUAGGCUUUAUUGAACUCUCUAUUUAACUCUACAGUCUUCUUUUUCCUGUCUAGAUGGCUGAAGGGAACGGUAACGGUGGAGUGAUAGAGGAGGACUUCACCAUGACCCGUCUCUACAUCAGUAAGAUGAAGUCAGAGGUCAAGUCUCUGGUGAACCGCUCCAAGCAGUUGGAAAGCGCCCAGGGUGACACCUCACGCAAGAUGGCCACCAACGAGAAGGAGCUGGCUUCCUGUCAGCUGCUCAUCUCCCAGGUAACAGAGGAGGGGCCAGGUUUCCCUAUAAUUGAGAAACAUUCUAAAGGCCGACGCAGAAAUGCUCUUCCAUUAUCCUAUGUUGAGUCGCUGAAUUUCUUUUCACUCUUUGCUAAAGCCCUACAAAAUGGCGACACAGGGCUGUGUUCAGUAGGUGUGAAAACAGGAAAGGUUUUGAAACGCUGACCCUGUGUUGGUGUGUUCUGAUGUAGCACCAGGCCAAGAUCAAGUCCCUGACAGACUACAUGCAGAACAUGGAACAGAAGAAGAGACAGCUAGAGGAGAGUCAGGACGCUCUGACUGAGGAGCUGGCCAAGAUGCACGCUCAGGGUGAGACAUGUGCUCACUCUACACGUUCCCUCUAUCGACACCACUGCUUCCUUCAUAACAUGGUUAACAUUGUUGUUCAACAGAGAAAAUGCACGAGGUGUCAGUGGUGGACACAGAGAAGGAACACAUCAGUAGACUGGAGGGUGAAGAGGAAAUUAAGGUGAUCAAACCCGUGAUUAAGGCGUCCACAAGGUGGAUCUGGAAGUACUCUUAGGAUGGUUAUUCUGUUGGGGAAACAAUCUGAAGUUGUACGCAUGUGUUUGUGUGUCUCUGUGUGUGACCUCUGAUCUGUCCUCCUGUCCGUCACGUAGAAGACCCUGGAACAGCAGAUGGAGGCUCACAGAGAGGCCCACCAGAAGCAGCUGGCCCGACUCAGGGACGAGAUCGAAGACAAACAGAGGAUGCUGGAUGAACUCACAGAGUGAGAAGCUAUAUAUACCGUCCGGCGACUCUCUGUGUUUGAGAACACUUUUCUAACUACAAUUCAUAAAGGCUUCAUAGGUCAUUCAUAAAGGCUUCAUAGGGCAUUCAUACAUUCCUCAUAAGCACUACAUAAAUGCUUCACAAAUCCUUUACAGGCUGUCAUAAUACAGUACUAACUGAAAGGUGGUAUAAAAGGUCAUUACAUCUGAAGCAUCUAUAUAGGCCUUAUAAAGAAUUGAUGAAUGCUCUAUAAAGCCUAUGUAACGUCUACUGUUCUCUCCUCCUUUUCACCCUCUCCUCUCCCCCUCUCCUCUCCCCCUCUCCUCCUCCGUGUCUCCCCCUCUCCUCUCCCCUCCCCCUCUCCUCUCCCCCUCUCCUCCUCCGUGUCUCCCCCUCCCUCUCCCCCUCUCCUCCUCUGUUCUCCCCCUCUCCUCUCCCCUCUCCUCUACCUUUCUCCUCUCCUCUCUCCUCUCCCCCCUCUCCUCCUCCGUGUCCCUCCCCCUCUCCUCUUCCCACCUCUCCUCCUCGUGUCUCCCACUCUCCUCUCCCCCUCUCCUCCUCUGUGUCUCCCCCUCUCUCUGUCCCCCUCUCCUCUACCUCUCCUCGCCCAUCUCUCUCUCCCCUCGUUCCUCCCCCUCUCCCUCCCUCCGUGUGCUCCCCCUCUCUCUCCUCCUCUGGUGGCUCCCCGUCUCCUCUCCCCCUCUCCUCCUCUGUUUCUCCCCCUUUCUCCUCUCCCGCCCUCUCCUCUCCCCUCCUCCUCUACCUCUCCUCUCCCCUCUCCUCUUCACUCCUCCUUCUCUCCUCUCCGCUACCUCUCCUCUCCCCCUCUCCUCUCCCCUCUCCUCUACCUCUCCUCUCCACCUCUCCAUCCCACCCUCUCCUCCGUUUCCUCUCCCCCUCUCCUCUCCCCCUCUCCUCCUUCCGUGUCUCCCCCUCUCCUCUCCCCCCUCUCCUCCUCCUUGUCCUCCCCCUCUCCUCUCCCCCUCUCCCCUCUCCCCUCUUCCCCCCCUCUCCUCCUCCGUGUCUCCCCAGUCUGAACCAGGGCCUGGUGCUGGAGCAGAACAAGCUGCUGUCUGACCAUGAGAAGCUGAAGGUGAAGGAACAGGAGACGGACGUGAAGCUCCAGAAGCUGGUCGUCUUCAACCAACAGAGGGAGCAGGCCAGACAGGACCUCAAGGGACUGGAGGAGACUGUGGUACGUCAAGGCUAUGACUGACUGACUGACUGACUGGCUGACUGGCUGACUGAAUGAGUAUAGCUCUUCACUUCCUAAGUCUUGCAGAUAAAUCAAUACAUCAUAGAUGUCCAUUUCAACAUCUUACACUGAGUACAAGUGUCUUCUCUCUGUUUUGUCUUUAAAGGCCAAAGAGCUGCAGACUCUUCAUAACCUACGCAGGCUCUUUGUUCAAGACCUCACAACACGCGUCAAGAAGGUAAGGAGAUGUUUGCCCAUGUAAGAGAGGCUGUGUAUCAGAAUGCCACCAACCUGUCAGCAGAAUGUCAGAGAUGCUCGUCUGAAGUCUGUUGUCUUUCAGUGAUGACCUGUAGUCUGUAGACUGCGCUCUGUAGUCUGUAGUCUGUAGUCUUUCAGUGAUGACCUGUAGUCUGGUCUGUGUGGAUAGACUGACUGAUGUUUCUGUCCUCUCCUGUUGUGUCCAGAGUGCAGAGCUGGACUGUGAGGAUGGAGUGGGCAGCGCCGCCCAGAAACAGAAGAUCUCCUUUCUGGAGAAUAACCUGGAGCAGCUCACUAAAGUCCACAAGCAGGUACUGUACUGGGACAUUAUUAAGCAGGUACUGUACUGGGACAUUAGCUACUGUACUGGGACAUUAUUAAGCAGGUACUGUACUGGGACUUUAGCUACUGUACUGGGACAUUAUUAAGCAGGUACUGUACUGGGACAUUAUUAACUCAGGUACUGUACUGGAACAUUAUUAAGCAGGUACUGUACUGGAACAUUAUUAAGCAGGUACUGUACUGGGACAUUAUUAAGCAGGUACUGUACUGGGACAUUAUUAACUCAGGUACUGUACUGGAACAUUAUUAAGCAGGUACUGUACUGGAACAUUAUUAAGCAGGUACUGUACUGGGACAUUUAUCUGUACUGGAACAUUAUUAAGCAGGUACUGUACUGGGACAUUAUUAAGCAGGUACUGGGACAUUAUUAAGCAGGUACUGUACUGGGACAUUAUUAAGCAGGUACUGUACUGGGACAUCUUUGCAGGUAGAGAAAAUGUAUCGUUUGAUUGGUUCAAAAUUAUAAAUACAUUUGAUUUGAUUUAUUAACAUUCCUGCCCCCUUCUGGCUGUGUCCUUCUAGUUGGUGCGUGAUAACGCGGAACUGCUCUGCAAGCUUCGUAAGCUGACCCUGAUAUCUCUGUUUCCCUCCCUCCCUCCCUUUCUCCCUCCCUCCCCCCCCCCUCCCUCCCUCCCUUUCUCCCUCCCUCCCUCCCUCCCUCCCUCCAUCCAUGUCUCCCCCAUCUCCCUGCCUCCCCUCUCUCCCUCCCUCCCAGUUGGUGCGUGACAACGCGGACCUGCGCUGCGAGCUUCCCAAGCUGGAGAAGCGUCUGCGGGCCACGGCCGAGCGGGUCAAGGCCCUGGAGAAUGCCCUGAAGGAGGCCAAGGAGAGCGCUAUGAGGGACAGGAAACGCUACCAGCUAGAGGUGGACCGCAUCAAGGAGGUCGUCAGGGCCAAGAACAUGGCCAGGAGAGGAAACUCCGCUCAGAUCGGUAAGGAUGAAGGGAGGGAGGGAGGGAGGGGAGGGAGACAGGGAGGGAGGGAGAGAGGGAUGGAAGGAAGGAAGGAAGGAAGGAAGGAAGGAAGGAAGGAAGGAAGGAAGGAAGGAAGGAAGGAAGGAAGGAAGGAAGGAAGGAAGGAAGGAAGGAAGGAAGGAAGGGAGGGAGGGGAGGGGAGGGGAGGGGAGGAUGGGUUAGGGGCGUGUGUGUGUGGGGGUGGCAGUGUGUGUUGGUAUUGAUGACUAUGUUCUGUCUUCCAGCUAAGCCCAUCCGACCAGGCCAACACCCCCUGUCUUCCCCUACAGUCAUCAGGGGAGGAGGCCUGUACAGCCACAGCUACAACCACAGCACCAAGUAA